GUCAUCCCAUAGAGUUUUACUUCGGUGCUGAUAAUAGUGUAGUUUGAAGUCUCCAGGACUUAGAACUGACUGUAGCGGCACACAUCACCUGGUUACAUCAAGAAUUACGUUUAUACUAUUACACCUUUUGAUGAUUUUUAAAUUUGUCUAAAUUGUUGCUGUUUUUAAUUCCACGUCAACGGCAAGAUGGAACUUAAUUCUCUUUUAAUUCUGCUGGAGGCUGCAGAGUACUUGGAAAGAAGAGACAGAGAGGCAGAGCACGGCUAUGCUUCUGUUUUACCGUACACAACAGACUUAUCCAGGAAGAAAGCUAAAGCCAAUUCGACCAUUUCCAGAAAGACUCAAAACAAUAGAUCGUCACACAAUGAGCUGGAGAAACACAGACGAGCCAAACUGCGGCUGUACCUGGAGCAGCUGAAGAAACUGGUGCCUUUGGGUCCAGACAGCACUAGACACACCACACUGAGCCUCCUGAAAAGGGCCAAAAUGCACAUCAAGAAGCUGGAGGAGCAGGACAAGAAAGCUGCGAACUUGAAGGAGCAGCUGCAGAGAGAGCAUCGCUACCUCAAACGUCGCCUGGAGCAGCUCUCCGUCUCGGGAUCCGUGGAGCGGAUCCGCACUGACAGCAUGGGCUCCACCAUCUCCACUGACUCAGAGCAAGAGGUGGAUAUCGAAGGCAUGGAGUUCACCCCGGUGGAAGGGGACAGCGUGGAUAGCAUUAGCGACGGCGAGGAAGAGGAGGAGGAGGAAGACCAGUUCAGCCUCCAGAGCAGUUCCAGCGACAACAGCUACACAGCCACACAUUCCCACAGACUGCAACCGCACCACUGCUGAGCUCAGCGGACCUGACCUGCUAAUCCAGCGUCCCGCAUCCCACCGCCGUCUCCCUCCUGACAAACUGCAGCUGACUAGUUUGCCAAAGUGGUACCACCGGACCGGUCGACAUGCCGCUGCAGGAACAUGAAAUGCCACUUGAUGUCCCUCCCUCCUUCCUGGACUACUGGCCCUACCUCACCCUGCUGCAUCCUGCCUCGCCUGCGCUGGUGUCUAAUCUGCCGGGCAGCUUUGACUUGUUGGUCAGUGUGAGUGUGAAAGCAGUUACUUCACACCCAAAAUAUGAGUAUAUAUAUAUAUAUAUAUGUAUAUAUACAUACAUAUAUAUGUAUGAAAAUCCAAUCUGUACUUGAGAAUCGUGUGAGGGUCCGCAAUGUGAAAUUAACCUGAGGUACCUGUGUCAGCGGAGAUGCUGGAUUUAGACCUAAAUAUUUUCAUCUAAACUCCUGGCGAGCUUUGGUCUCAGUCGGUUCCUACAACUCUGACCCAAGUGCUUGAAGUCCAAAUCUUGCUGUAGUCGGGUCGCAUGAAGGCUUUAUUCUAUAGAGGUCCAGGUCUCAUCCCCAAAACUUAAAAUCUUCACUGCAGACCUGAAAACCCCCAUGAAGUCUUCACGUCUUCGAGCUUGUCUUGUUUUGGUGGCAUCUGCUCGAUCUCUACUUUUGUUUUGUCAAGCCUUAAACCCUCAGACCAGACUAGCCUGGAUAGCAUGGACCCUGAUACUCAACACUACUUGUCAUCUCUUAAAUUUGAUCUGACUUUUUUGGAGCUUCUCCACAGAGGCCUUCUGACCACUGCCCAUCGCCGCCCGACACUCCACUUCCUCUCUAUGAAAAACUCCAAAUAUUUAAAAUUUGCAUUCAAGUUUCCUCCUCAGUAGCAAGUCGAUGUAGCAAUAGACUUUAGGAGACUCAAGUGAAGAGUGUUUACCAGCAGCCCUCUCACACCACAGCUGGUUAUUUCCUCACGGAACCUGUGCGUACGUGUGCAUAAGUUGACGCCGGCUCACAAGUCAAAGCUGCCGCUGCUGGUCAGGUUGUAUUUCCUCGCAGUGACACUUCACUGGUUUGCUUCUGCUCCUCCAUAAGACGGGCCUAAUGACGGAAGAGGCGCUUACGGCGCUCUCUGACCUGUGCGGAAUCCGAACCCCUUCCCAAAACUUUACUAAACAAGACCAACUGAACGGGUCUGAGCAAAACAAACAAACAAAGAAAAAAAAAAAGAAACUGUCACUGGGGGUGAUCUUAGUCAGACUUUAUUUCUCUUAUCAAAUUUUGUAUUAUAUUUUCCUAACAGCUCCUUCAUAUCGAAAAGACAAAAAAGAGUCAUAUAUGAAUAUAUAUAUAUAUACAAAUAUAUCUAUAAGUGUAAAGUGACAGUAUAUAUAUAUAUAUAUA
Messenger RNA from Synchiropus splendidus (mandarinfish), 2231 nucleotides. RefSeq names its product MAX dimerization protein 4 (gene mxd4). The record is from RefSeq and is a predicted model, not a curated record. NCBI's taxonomy places the organism in Eukaryota, Metazoa, Chordata, Actinopteri, Syngnathiformes, Callionymidae. The transcript is spliced from 6 exons. The coding region runs from base 187 to 834 and encodes 215 amino acids. Gene Ontology annotation, molecular function: protein dimerization activity; RNA polymerase II cis-regulatory region sequence-specific DNA binding; DNA-binding transcription factor activity, RNA polymerase II-specific. Gene Ontology annotation, biological process: regulation of transcription by RNA polymerase II.